AUGGAAGAGACCACCAGAACACAAGUUGAAAUUAUAAAAAAGGAAAAUUCUUUUGUAAAAGGAAAUAUACAGGUUGAUAAAAAAAAUGAGAAGAAAGAAAAUUGUACAAAUAAUAAUGAUAAUGUAGGGAAAAAUACGAAUACAAAUGGAAAUGGAGAAGGUAGGUAUUUAUUCAGCCUAUUAGAUCGUUUAAAUAAUUUUAAAAAAUUAAAAUUAAAAACAUCAGAAAAUGAUGCAAGUUUAUCUAAAGAGAAUAAGGUCAUAGAUAAUGACAUCCAACAAGUACCAGAAGGCGGAGCAGAAAAAAAAGACCAUAAUAAUAAUAAACUUGAUAAAAUGAUAGAAAAGGAGUCUCAAAUUAUUGAAAAGGAGACUCAAAUUAUUGAAAAGGAAACUCAAUUUAUUGAAAGGAAGUCUCAAAUUAUUGAAAAGGAGCCUCAAAUUAUUGAAAGGAAGUCACAAAUUAUUGAAAGGAAGUCACAAAUUAUUGAAAGGAAGUCACAAAUUAUUGAAAAGGAGACUCAAAUUAUUGAAAAGGAGUCUCAAAUGAUCGAAAAUGACGAUCCAAGAAUUUUAAAGGAUAAUCCAUUGAAUGAACAAAAUGAUAACAAGAGUAAUAAUGUGUGCACCCUAAAUUAUAUAAAAAAAAAAACCUCUUUGGAUAAUGACCAUAGCAGAAUUAUUAAAAAUAACGAACCCAAAGAACACAUAAAUCAAGAAGCACUUGUUAGAAGCAAGAACCCAUAUGCUGAAUCUAAAUUAGAAAAAAUAGAACAACUAUUUGAAGAAAUAAAAAAACAAGAAGAUUUAUAUGUUGAUGAAAUAGGUAGACUAUUAUUAUUAUCUUUCGAUAAUUUGUGUACUCUUCUUGUUGACCAAAUUAAAGAUGUAAAACUUGGAAGUAAAGAUAUAGAAAUGUUUUUAAGAGGAGAAAUCGAGAAAAUAAAAGAUAAUAAUAAUAUGUUAAAUAGAUAUUUAAUAAAAAUGCAGAAUGAAAAGAAUGAUAUGUUAUUUAAUAUGAAUGAUAACAUGUUGAAUGAUAUUAAAAUAUCUUUUUAUGACAUUUUUGAAAAAAUGUUAAAUGGUGAAUAUAAAAAAGAAUUUGAAGAACAUAUAAAAGAAGAUAAGAAUAAAAGAAUUAUAUAUAUAAUUUUAUGUAAGAAGCAAAUUAUUUAUAUUUUAGAGGAGUUAUAUAAAAAUGUUUAUAAGAACAAAAUAAAGGAUGAAAAAUAUAUAAAUAAAUUAUAUAAUAUGAAUAAAUUUAUGUAUAUAUUAAAUAAAGCAAAUAACAAUUCUUUUAAUAAUAAUAUAGUUGAAAAGAAGAAUCAUAUCAUUGUAAAUCAUGUAGAAAAUUUAAAAAGAGAAACCGAACAGGUAGAAAGUGUUUUAGAAAAUGUUAUUGAAAAUGUGUUAGAUGAUGAAGAACAGUCAUUUGAGAAAAAGGAAAAAAUAAAUAAAAUCAUGGAUAGAAAUUUUCUUGAAGAUAAAUAUGUUGAAAAAAUAGAUCGUAUACAUGAUUCAGAUAUAUUUGAAAAUAACCAUGUAUUGAGUAAUGAUACUAAUGUUAGUUUAGAAAGUAAUGCAAGUAAUAAAACGAACCAAAUAAAUAAGUUGAACUUAAAUAAACAAAUAUCUAACUGUUUUAGUAAGGAUAAUAAUAAUAAUAAUGAAACACAAUUCAGUUUGUCUACAUGUUUAACAGAAUCAUCUUUUAUGGAUAAAAAAAUGAAAGAAAAUAGUUCAAAAGAAACAAAUAUUACAAAUGAAAAUCAAAAUGGUGAGGACUAUUCGAAUGAUAUUUUAAAUAAUAAUGAUAAUAUGAAUAAUGUUCAUUGUGAUAAUAGUACUUUUAUGAAAAUACAUUAUAAUGACCAAUUUAAUAAUCACUACCCCAUCACCAUUAAUAAUAAUAAUAAUGAUAGUAAUAAUAAUAAUAUGUACAAUAAUAUGAGCAAUAAUAUAUACCAUAAUAUUAGCAACAAUAAUAACAAUAUUAGUAAUAAUAAUAUGAAUAAUAAUAUGAACAAUAAUAUGAACAAUAAUACCACCAAUAUUAAUAACAAUAACCAAUUUAAUCAUACACAUUUUAAUAAUAAUUUAAUUAAUCAAUAUAAUGAUCAAUAUAAUAUUCCAUUGAAUAAUCAUUUAAAUAAUCAGCUAACGACUCAAGGAAAUUGUAAUAUGAAUAAUGAACUAUCAAAACAACUAUCGAACCAAUUUAAUAACCAAGUAAAGAGUCCUUUAAAUAAUAUUGUAGGAAGUGCAAAUAAUUUAGUUAAUGAAUACUUUAGUGAUAUGAUGGUUUAUAUUUCUUGGGUACCUAAGAGUGCUAGGUGUCAAUAUCCUAGGGAGUUACCAAAAAGUGCAGCUGAACGAAAUAAACUAAGUGAAUAUAUCGUAGCUAAAGAACAAAUGUUGUAUAUUUUAAGAGUGAUGGGUUAUGACGAAAUAGAUAAUAUUUAUUUCCAUCCACCAAAAGGGUCACAUAUAAAAAUAAAAUUUAAAAGUAUGAUAUGUAUGAAUAAUUUUUUGAAAGCGUAUAAAAAUACUCCUGAUAAAUGGAAAGAAGAUAUGUUUCGAUUUUUUAAUAUUCCUUUGAGAAGUAGUAUAUCUGUUCGUGAUCUUAGAAUUGAAAGAGCUGUUCCCAGAUCAUCUGCAGCUGAAUUUAAGAAGAUGAAAAAGUUGAAUAAAAAUUAUCAAGAUUUAUUUUUAUUUAAGGAUAAUUUUAAUGUAUGUGAAGAAGACAUGGAUACUAUAGAGAAUAUGGAAAAAUUAGAUUUCCAUUAUGAUACAUAUAAUAAAAAUGUGAUAUUACAAAAUAAAAAUGAUAUUACCAUGAAUAAACUUUUAAAUGAAGAUAAAAAUAGUCUUUCCAAUAUGAAAAAUGCAAAUAUAAAUAUUCAUGAUGAAAACUAUCCUAAUAAUAAUAUUAAUAAUAUUAAUAAUAAUAAUAAAAAUAAUAAUAUUAUUUUAUUAGAUGAACAUCACCACCACCACAAUAAUAAUAAUAAUAAUAAUAGUAAUAAUAAUAAUAAUGCCAUUGUGAAUAAUUCUUUAUCCAUACCAGUUGCUGGAAUUAAUAGUUAUUAUGCACCUGGUGUAAAUGUACAUGGAUUUUUAGGAAGUAAUAAUGCUGUUAUGAUGAAUAAUACCAUAACAAAUAAAACUAAUAAUGAUUUAAAUAACCUAUGUAGUAGUAGUACCGGUGCAAAAAAUUAUAUGAAAGAUAUUAAUAAUAGAUUAUUUGUAGGAACAAAAAUAGAUAAUAAUACUCUGAAUAUAAAUACUGAUCAUUUUAACACAGACGUUAUGAAAAAUAUACAUAACACCCUUACCACAACAACAACUACUACUAUGAUAAAUAAAAAUGAAAAUGAUAUAAUGAAUUAUAAUAAUUUGAAUCAUAAUAAUACUAUGUUUGCUUCUAGAACCUCAUCAUCAAGAAAUAAUAACAACAAUAUUAAUAUUAAUAGUAAUAUUAAUGUGAACAAUAACAAUAAUAAUAAUAAUGUUAAUAAUAAUAAUAAUAAUAUUAAUAAUAAUAAUGGUAGUAAUAAUAUGUAUCUUCUGAAAAAUAAAAGCUUGAAUAGAAAUGGUUCUAUUUUAUCUAAUCUUAAUUUUUUGAAUACGAACAAUUAUAACAACAACAAUAAUGAUAAUAAUAACAAUAUUAAUAAUAAUAAUAAUAUUAAUAAUAAUAAUAAUAUGCUGAGUAGUGCUAGUGUAAAUUUAAAUAACGCCAACCUCAAUAAUAUAAAUAGUAACACCAUAAAUAAUAAUACUAACAUGAAUAGUACCAACAUAAUGAAUAAUAAUAUUUUAAGUAAUAACAUAUUAAGUAACAAUAAUGUGAAUAAUACAAAUAAAGAUUUUUUGGCAAAUAAUUUCAAUCUUAAGAAAAACACACAUUAUGCUUCUCUUACAAGCAAUGGAAAUAAUAUGAAUUUAUUGAAUGAACAAUUUAUUUCAUAUAAUAGUAAUACUGAAAAUAUUAAUAAUAUGAAUAGUAAUAAUAUGAAUAGUAAUAAUAUGAAUAGUAAUAAUAUGAAUAGUAAUAUUAUGAAUAGUAAUAAUAUGAAUAGUAAUAAUAUGAAUAGUAAUAAUAUGAAUAGUAAUAAUAUGAAUAGUAAUAAUAAUCAUAUUAAUAAUAAUCAUAUUAAUAAUCAUCAUAUUAAUAAUCAUCAUAUUAAUAAUCAUCAUAGUAAUAAUCAUCAUAUUAAUAAUCAUCAUAUUAAUAAUCAUCCUGGUAAUCAUAAUAUGAAUGCACAUGCUGAUAAAAAUGUUGCAUAUGUAAAUCCUUUAAAUAAUAAUAUAGAUAUAAAUAGUAAAAAGGAAAAUAAUUUACUUUUGGCAAAUUAUAAAAAUAGCUAUUUGAAUAAUACUAAUAGUGGUAGUAAUACUUUUUCAAAUUGUGGACAAAGGGUUAAUCAAUUAAAAUGUUUAAACACUUAUAAUAAUAAAUUGAAUGAAGAAUUAUUGAAUGAAGAAUUAUUGAAUGAAAAAUAUGUAAAUAAUGAGGAUUUAAAAGAUGAUUUGAAAAAUUUAAUUAAUAUAGAUUUUAUUAACGAUAUUGAUAUGGAAUAUGAAGAAAAACAUUCAUAUAAUAAUGAAACUUUUUUAAGAACAUCAAAUUCUAGUUUAUUACAAAGACACACAUAUCCAAAGAAUUUCCCAUCACCUAAUGAAAAUACUUUACUUACAGUUGUUUCCUCUACAUCCAAUAAUGGUAACAUUAAUAAAAUGAGAGAAUACCAAACAAAUUAUGACAAACUUCCAUAUAAUAAUGUUAUGAAUUGUGAUGAACAAAAUUAUAUGAUGAAUUUUAAUCAAACAAAUAAUGAUAAUAAUAAUGAUAAUAAUAAUGAUAAUAAUAAUAAUAAUAUGUUUCAUGAUGAUUUUCCACAUACUAAUCUACAAUUAAAUAGUAGUAAUAAUAAUAAGCUUCUUCAUUUAUCGAGUUUUAAUAGUAGUACUCCUACUAAUGGUGCUAUCGUGAUAGAUGAUUUUAAUUAUUAUCAAGAUGACAAAUUUAACGUACAUAACAAUAAUAAGAAAAUUUUAUAUACAAACUAUUAUAAUUCUUGUGAAAUGCCUAGUCCAAAUUCUAAUAUGAAAAAUAAUCAAAAUACAACAUUUAAUAUGGAUGCAACAAUUAAUGAUAAUUAUACACAUAUGGAAAAUAUAAAACAUAAUAAUAACAAUAGUAUCAACAUUAAUAAUAAUAAUAAUAACUCUUUAUAUAGAAGUACUUUAAAUCCAAAAAAUUUUUUGAAUGAUUUAACCUUAAAUAAUAAUUAUACUAAUUAUGAUGAUAAUUUUAAAGAUAUCAAAAAAAAUGAUGAAAAAAUGAGAGAUUAUAAUAUCAUCAAAGUUAAUGAUGAGGAUAACAAAAAUUUUCUAAGUUACCCUUUUCAUGCAUCUUCACACAUAGAUACUGAUCAAAAUUUUACAAACAGUUAUGUAAACUUUUUUUAA
Messenger RNA from Plasmodium falciparum 3D7, 5475 nucleotides. RefSeq names its product putative asparagine-rich protein. The record is from RefSeq and is a predicted model, not a curated record. Lineage: Eukaryota; Apicomplexa; Aconoidasida; Haemosporida; Plasmodiidae.